This is a messenger RNA of Paraphaeosphaeria sporulosa, 1099 nucleotides long. RefSeq lists its product as uncharacterized. NCBI's taxonomy places the organism in Eukaryota, Fungi, Ascomycota, Dothideomycetes, Pleosporales, Didymosphaeriaceae. Bases 242 to 844 code for a protein of 200 amino acids. The record is from RefSeq and is a predicted model, not a curated record. The transcript has a single exon.
CAUCACCAAAAGCAUGUAGAAUAUGUAUACCAAGCUAUGUAUCAGCACAGAAACUUUCAUUCGAAACGGUGCCGCUUUGCUGCACCAAUCUUGGAAGGCGCGCUCUUGUUCGUUCCUUCCCCAAGACACGCGGCGCGCAGCACCUACAUGUCACACAUCACGUCACCCUCAAGCAUUUCAGUCCGUCGAGUGCAUCUAGGGCGUCUAGCACCUAUUUCCCUUUUGGCGCAAGCACUCCAUUAUGACGCUUCCGGGCCUCCAAAGCAGAGCUGCCAGCCUUACGUUAAGUGCGACCUUCCAACCUCCUCACACGCACACCCAGAGGCACGAGGACUCGCUGCUGAAAGUCCCCGCUAGCAACACCGAUGCACUUCCACCCCAUCUCCACGGAGCAACGCACGGCGACGUGCUCUCGGAGGCAACCCGCCACAACAAGCACACGCCUCCGACUUCUUCCAUCGAUCCUUCCCCUGACUCAAACUUGUACCCCAUGUCUUCCCAGUCCUCUAUCGCCCAGCUCGAUGGUCCCCAAGACCACCGGCCGCGCACGCACAUCUACACCCUCCCGCCGUCCCUCAUGACACCACAGCUUCACGGCAAAGCUAACAACCAACCCCCAAAAUCGGCAUACCGCGAUCUGCUGCCUUACUGCACGGUCGACACGCCGCUGACGGAGCAGCAAGUCGUUCGGCUAAGCGACAUUGCGGGGAGUCUGAGGGAGGUGGUGGCUCUUGCGGUGAGGGCGAGGACGAAUGAGAGGGCGAGGGCGGUGUUGAGGGAGGCGCUAGGGGAGGGGGUCGCUAGGGGGGUUGUGGAGUUUUGGGAAGAGGAGUUUGAGGUUUGAGGAUGAGGGAGUGGGGGAGGGGGAUGUGAGUGAAUGAAUGAGUGAGUUAGUGGGUACGGAAGAUGAGGUUUUAGUUGGGACGAUGUGGUGGACGGGCGUGGGAAGUGGGUUCGCUGGCACCGCCAUGCUGGGGAGGACAUCUAUCAAAUGGCACUCACGUAGAGGGCAAACACAAUGGCACACACCAAAAAAGACCAUCUACGUGGAAGAAGAAAAGACCGGCUCCAAUAGCCGGGAUGCAUCAUUGAAACGAAU